AUGAUCUGCCCGGAAACUCUUUUCGACGUCGACACGUACCGCUGCCAGAGCAAGCACUUUAAUUUGAUUGCGUUCCAAGUUGAGGUGGGGCUGCUGCUCCGCGUCCUCAAGGGCGCGGCAGCCACCAACUCUGACAAGGGCGCCAGCACGACCGUCGUACAGGACGUGCCCAUCAGCAAGCCGUACACGGCUUCGGAGGUUCAGUCCUUGGUUGCCGCCAAGGAUGUGGGCGCCUUCUGCCCUGCCUACGUGGAUUUGGUUCCGGCGCUAGGGGCGGCUCAAGCCAUCGUGGACCGGCUCAAGUCGGUGGACGACACGGCCAUGCUCGCCAUCAGCAGGGGCGGUGAUGCGCACGUGCUGGUGCAGACGGCGAGUGUGGCUCUGGGGGCCCAGCUGCGGGACCUGCCGCUCCCCUGCCCCUGCCCCUCUGCCCCGCCUGGAUGUCUCCCACUUCUGUGUGUCAGGUCCAAGUCGGUCGGUGAUCAGCUGCAGGGAGCUCUGGACGCCGGAAAGGCCGUCAGCGUGCACAUCCAGCUGAAGCAGCUCUCCAGAGUGCUACACACCACUCUGCUCACGGAACCGGCCCAAGUGCUGUGCGGAACGGCAAAGGGACCCCGUAUCCUUAUCCUUCUCGUGGCCCAGAUGGGGCAGUGCGCCCGCCUCACGACUUACUUCCCCCCGGACAUAUACUGUUCAUGCACAGCCCGCAGCAGUCCGCACACCAAUCUAUGA
This is a messenger RNA of Volvox carteri f. nagariensis, 732 nucleotides long. RefSeq lists its product as uncharacterized. The coding region runs from base 1 to 732 and encodes 243 amino acids. Gene Ontology annotation, cellular component: checkpoint clamp complex; site of double-strand break. The transcript is spliced from 7 exons. Gene Ontology annotation, biological process: meiotic DNA integrity checkpoint signaling; nucleotide-excision repair; double-strand break repair via homologous recombination. The record is from RefSeq and is a predicted model, not a curated record. Lineage: Eukaryota; Viridiplantae; Chlorophyta; Chlorophyceae; Chlamydomonadales; Volvocaceae.